UCCCAUUCCUGGAGGUGUUCAAGGAAUGACUGGAUGUGGCACCCAGUGCUCUGGGCUGGGAGACAAGGUGGGGAUUGGUCACAGGUUAGACUCAAUGGUUUUGGAGGACUUUUACUGGAGUGAUUCUGAAAUUCUGCUGCACAGCUCACAGAGGUGCCACUGCAGAUACUGUGCUCAGAGAACUGGGACAUGCUGCUUCCUACCAUCUCCAAGAAAACUUCUGAAAAUUAUUGGGGAUUUUCUCUAAAUGCUUAUUGUUCAGAAUUCAAUAGAAUACUUUGUUCUGAUGAGAUCUAACCCAGGACACCAGAAGAUGCAACAUGCUGGUACCUGCUCAUGGCUGUCAGGGGGGUUAGUUCCUUUGGCUAUUUUGUGGUGGAAGCUUUGAUGAGAAAGUAAAAUGGGAAGACUCUUAAAAAUUGCAAUGUGUGUCUCUUUUGGGUGAUUGUGUUCUGUGAGAAGAGGACAGGAUCUCUAAAGAAACUUCAGCACUGGCUAUGUACACUUGCAAACCAUUUCUUCUUACCAGAAAAUCAAAAGGGAAAAAAAGGUUUGAGAAAGGCAGAGUGGGUGCCUCAGCUGUUUUACUUUUCCCCUGUAUGCAGGUAAAUGGUCAAGCUCUCCCUGAGCACUGUUUGUUUAACAACUGAAAAGAAAGCACUUCCUAUCAUUCCAAAGAGUAAAUAUCUGAAGUUAUGGAUUAACUAAGUUCCAGCAGAGCUCAUGGAGGAAGAACAGAUCACGCUGAUUCUCACUGAAUAAAGUAGUGACUCCUGCUGCAGGAUGUGGAAACUCCUCACCGUGGGGCUGCUGCUGGCUGCCUGCUCUUCACGGGGCUGCGGCAUCUCAAUAUUUUAUAGCAGUAAAGAUGCAAACCAAGUCCUGAGAAUCCAGAAGCGGGCAAACACAUUCCUGGAGGAGCUCAAGCCAGGCUCUCUGGAGCGUGAGUGUCUUGAAGAGCACUGUGACUUGGAGGAGGCCAGUGAGAUAUUUGAAACCAGGGAAGCAACAAUGGAUUUUUGGACCAAGUAUGUAGAUGGAGAUCAGUGUGUGAAACAACCUUGUUCCAAUGGGACCUGCAAGGACAAUAUUGGAAAAUUCUCCUGCAUCUGUAACAAAGGCUGGGAGGGGGUUUUGUGCAGUUAUGAGGUCAAAUACGACAACUGUUCCUUGGAUAAUGGGGGCUGUGAACAUUUCUGCAGGGAGGACCCUGCCGAGCAGCAUCGCUUGUGCAGCUGUGCGUCGGGGUAUCGGCUCAAGGAUGACCACACCACCUGUGAACCUGUAGUGGAGUUCCCCUGUGGAAGAGUGAAGUCAGACUACCUUGAAGCCAGAGCAGAUUUCAAUAUUCGGCUCAUUAAUGGAAAAGUUGGAAGAAGGGGAGGCAGCCCUUGGCAGAUUAUGCUGCAAAGUGCCAGCGGGAUGUUUCUGUGUGGGGGUGUUCUCAUCCAUCCAUCUUGGGUCCUAACAGCAGCACACUGCCUUGAGGAACAUAACAGGUUCAGAGUUAAAAUUGGUAAAUUCAGUUUCCAUUCUGAUGCAGAUGAACAAACCAUUUGGGUUGAUAAAUGGGUGAUGCAUGAAAAUUACACCAAGAAGACCUCAGAUAAUGACAUAGCCAUGCUGCACUUGGCUGAGCACGUGAUGUAUUACCAUUACGCGCUGCCAAUCUGCCUUCCCACCCGCAACCUGGCGGAGCAGGAGCUGACGAGGGGUGGGAGGCAGGUGGUGGUGACAGGCUGGGGCAGGAAGAGUGAGCAUAACAGCAGCUACGCUACUGCCCUGAGUUACAUCGAAAUCCCCAUCGUGCCCCGGAACGAGUGCGCCCAGGCCAUGCGCUUCCAUAUCUCUGACAACAUGCUGUGUGCUGGGAGCCGGGGCGACAGGAAAGAUUCCUGCGAUGGGGAUAGCGGAGGCCCUAUGUUCACUAGAUAUAAGGAUACUUGGUUUUUGGUAGGACUGGUGAGCUGGGGUGAAGGCUGUGGAAGAAAGGGGAAAUAUGGAGUCUACACCAAAGUUAGUCAGUACCUGGAGUGGAUUAAUCACCACAUAGAUAUGUCAACCCCUUUGAAGACUUGAUUCUGAUCCAGAGUCUGGAAUGUUGUGGCUCUGUGCUAGUGACAGUAUGCAGUAUAAUGUACUGUCAGAUUUCAGUAUUAAAUAUUGAGUAUGUGUUAACCUUGUGUGCUGUUUUCCUUGGUAUCUAUUUUUUUUCUUCCUUUUCAUUGGUUUGUUGCAGGCUCUGUUGUUUAUUUGUGGUGUGGUCCUACUUUGGCCUUACAGGCAAGAAAAUAUCCUUAGCUAAGAUGCUGUACAUACAGCAUUGUAGAAAAUAAGGUUGUCCAUAGUCAGACAACGCCAUCUUUGAAAUAAAAAUGUCAGUUGUGUAAAGUGGCUGAACUGGGGUAGAGGCAGGAGGGGAGAGAGAAAAGUAUUUUGCAAAUAGACAUGCAGUUCUGCCAUUUCACAUGUACUGCAAGGUAUUACCCACAGUAACUGUUUUGGUUUGCUCAGUAUUUGUAUAAUUUUUCUUUCAACCCAGUGAAAUUUUUAUUAUGUCACUGCUACCUCCAGUUCUUCACACCUUACUCCAGUGUUCACAGAUUGUUGAUUCAGCAGGUGACUGGAACUUGUCUGUAUUUACCAUUCUUUGCACGCUUGAUGGUGGAUUUUACCCUCCCAAACUUCCUUAAAAGGGAAUGGGAACUCUCUUCAGUGUUAUUCACAAAAACAAACAAACAAGCAAACAAAAAAUGAAAACCAAAACAAAACCCCCAAAAACUUUAAUUCCAAGCUUUUGCAGGCUCUAUUAAUAAUGAAGUUUGUAAUUCUCUUCUAAUUAGCAAGCAAGCAAACACUUCUGUUCAUUCCUGUUCUGGUGGAUGCAAUGGGCUGCAGGCUGUGUUAGCAUUGCCAAUGCCUUUACUAAUAAAUGCAUGUUUGUUUGCACCUCUGUCUGUGUGUAUAUCAGUAAAUAACAUAAAGACAUACAGCACCAGUAAGUCCAUAGGAGGCAGCAAGAGUCCAAGUGAAGUUUAAUAUCACAAUUUAUACUUGUUUCUAACUUUAGUACUUGAGACUUCUUAAACAUAAUUAAUCUUGUAGAAAGAAAAAGGAAAACUAUCUCUGCUGUAGUGAUGUUUCCAACAGCUCAACGGGCUUGGAUGCAUGUUUGGAUCAGUGAAGAACUUCAGUCUGCUCUUGUGAUGAGACUGGUAAACAAAAAGCCUCCAGGUACAAUGAAAUUUGAUUAGAGUUUGUAAGAAAUUUAAUAUGAUAUCAGUAAGGAGGCUUAAUACCUCUUAGAUUCAUUCCCUCAGAGGUGCCUCUGUGCUUAUUACCCAAGUGAGGAUUUUGAGUCAUGCACCAAAUAAGUAGCAGUCAAACCAAGGGCUUCUGUGUCAUUUAUUGGCUCUGUCCCUCGCCUCUCUUCCUCUUUUUGCCUUGGGAUGGGAUUUAGGGAUGGACUAAUGUUAAAAGAAUAAUGCUUUGAACAGCAGCCUUCCCACCAGGCCUCUGCACUGGGAAGAAGAAACCUGUAACAUUGACUUGCAGGUAGAAACACAGCUGUGUUCACAGCCAGUUAAACACAGGUCUGAGUAACAGCAGAAAUGGUAAUGUUGGGGUGGCUGUGACUGUGACAGGGCAGUAUUUGCUUGCCUGCAGGUGACUGCUGUGAAUCCUCCUGCACACUCCUAGCUCUGCAUAUUUCAGCAGAGGUUUACAGAGCAACUUGUGUGUUUUCCAAAUCAGUUGGUCUUAUCUGCUGGAAGGUGAUGGACUGUCAGAAAUCUGCUCAUAGAAUCUCCAUAUUUUCCUGAAUAAAUUUGUUGCAAAAGAUGGCUUUUAUUACUGAAGGAUAUUUUUAAAGACCUUUUGAUUCUCUUUUUAAUGCACCUGUGUAUAUGUGUGGACAUACACAUAAAAUUUUCUUCUGAUGUUGGAUUUCAUAGAAUCCAAGUUGUCUCUCCUCUGUCAAUAUUUGUGAUGGGUUAAUGAUCAACCUCUUGAACUCAUGGCUGUUCCUGGUGUACAUCCAAAUCUCUUUUGUGUCUUCCUAUAAAAAAAUAAAGAAAAAUGUGAGUGUAAUUGCAUGGUUCUGUGGGAGGUGAACUCACUCUGGAUCCUGUGUUUUGAAAACGUGCUGCAGGCAACAGAGAGGUACAUGCUGUCGAAUCCCAGUAAAUCAUUCAGCGUGGGAAGGUGAUGCCAAGAAAUCCAAACUUCUGUCUUAUACCUAUGACUCCCAGGUAGGUGGUGGUUGAUGAACUGUAAGAGGGGCUUCCUUCUGUGUCCCUUUGAGAUUCCGGCAGAUGUUUUCCUACUUUCCUUGAUGCAAUGGUAGCUCUGGGAGCUGCCCGGGGCCCGUGUGCAGCUGUGACUGUGCAGUGCCGGUGUUUCCUGGAGGAAAGGCUGGAGUGCUGGUAUAAGAACGGCGGCUGCUGGCGGUACUGCAGGGACGGGACAGCGCCUUCCACGCGGUGUUCCUGCGCCAGGGACUACGCCCUGCACGAGGAUGGAGAGAGAUGCGUGCAGGCACUUAAAGCAGAGGCGGCUCGAGUUACCUCAGGCAAAUGGCAGGAUGGCAGGCAGCGACUUCUGACACUGACAGCAGAAGAGCUGCAGACGCUCCAGCUACUGCAGCUUGCACUUAGUGUGUGAAAAGAUCUGUCUUGUGUUUAUCAGGUAUUUAACCUAGUGCCUCUGUGAGCAUGUACUGGGUCAAGGAGCAGCAGGACAGUCAGUUCUGACUCUGUUCUUUCUGCAUCCAAGCAGGCUGAAAUGGAGACAUGAUGCGGAAGUGCCAGUGGGAGGCAAGGGGACGGGACACGGGCUUUAAAACUGGUUGUUAAAGGAGGCAGGAAGGGAGCACUGGGCUUGCAUUCUGUCCUAAUGGGGGCCCUGGGCAGGCAGCUCCUGACUGAUGUCAGUGACUCAGAGAAGGCACAGCCUUGGGCUCGUUUGUGGGCAAUGAGCUCUGCACACCUCAGCUGGGUGGUGGCCCAUUGGCUGUUGAACAUCACAAUGUCAGAGUUGUGCCUGGGCUCUUACUGGAAGGCUGAGUUCCAUCCUUGGACAGGAAAAACACCAUGUUGAAUUCAACAUGACACCACAUAUAUCAAGCUAAAGUCUUUGAUUGUCAUUCCCCCCUCCAGCACUGUUUCCCUGUGACCUGACCAAAGCCAGGUGGGCUCUGGAGGAGCAGCAGCUGGGGCUGCAAUGGCUCUGCAGGGGCCUGUGGGAGCACAGGGAUGUUGUGUCCAAGUGGACUUGGAGCACAGAGGGUACAGUUAGAGCUGAAAUAUGAUGAUGUUGGGGAAAAGGAGACUUUAAAGGAUGCUUUUGGACAGAGCACGUGCACAAAGGGUGACGCUGGACAAAUGGGGAUGGCAGGAGAUGUUUCCAGUUUGAACACAACAUGGGUGUCUCUGUGACACAGAAGCCACUGUGGGACAGUGCUACAGGGGGAGCGGGAUGUCCCUGAGCACCAUGAGGCAGUGGAGGAGACUGCCAGGCCUGGCAGACCUAGGGGAGCUGACCCAGGGUCCUUCAGGGCAGAACGGGACUGCAGCAUCUGCAGCCAGGUGGGAAGGAACAGUAGGAAAUGCAGUGGGGCAAAACCAACGAUGGGAGGGCACUGACUGGAAUGGAACGGGAGCUGUUCAGCCUGAGGGGCUGCAUCAGGGCAGUGACUGGGGAGAUGUUUUGGACAUGCCUCAGCCCACCCAGACAAACAUCAGCUCUACUUUGGAGCAGUAGGACUCCAGGGUAACGGGACAAACACUGUCUCAUCAUGGACAUUGCCCUCACAGUAAUACUUUACUUUCAGUCUCACCAUAAACACCACAACGAAAUGCUUUUUUACUUUAUCAUCACUGGGUCCAUGAGGAGGAGCAGAGUUCAUCAAGCCAUUAUAAAGUUGUUUUUUCAGGUCAAAAGCAAUGGACCCGCAUAUAUUUCUCAGUCUUCUGCCAGGCUUUUUGAUAACAGGGACCUUAAAUACCUUUAUCAUUCUUCCCUUACCUUGCUUUUGGAUUGGAAUGUUAAUACUCUCUCAAUAUAUUAGUCAGUCAGAUAUCUGUGCUGUCAUUCAGGUUUUGUCUGCAUGUCCUUGGGGAAAUGCCAAGUUUUGCCUCCUUUUGGAAGGCUGCAAUUUUCACAAGGCAGGUUCUAUGGCCAGGUGAGGUUCUUUAGAAUGCUGAGCAUGGUCAGGAAUGUAAAACUGAGGGCUCAAAGGUGAAGGCAAGUGCAUGUGGCAAACAGGGACAACUGAAGUGUUUGUUUCUAUUGUCUGGUUUUGGAUUUUAAAUCAUGGUUUUUGUGCAUGUCCUUAUUUGUCACUAAUUUUCACUCUAUUGCCCAAUUCCACAUGUCAGGAGAUAUUUACAGGUAGAAAAAUCAGAGGCUAAGCCUGGGUGGACUGUGCCUUCAUUGUGCACUUUGUCAAGUGAAAAUGUCACUAUUGGCCAAGUUUAGGGGUUUCCACCAUCGAGCCUGAUUCUGGCUUGGUAGAGGGGAAUGUUGUUUGAAUGCUGCCCAACCUGUACAUUUUCUUCUUGAAAUGACGUGUUACCCUCAAGGAAGUUGAGGAAGUUUUAAAUUUUCAUUACAGCAGGCAAUUUGUAAUUUAAUUUUGUAUAUGUGUGUGUGUGUAUUCAUAUGUAUGUGUGUAUAGUCAUUACAUUUUUUUAAAGAGUUUUGUAAACCCUUUGUAUUCUAGUUCUUCAUAACCUAAGCCAGCAUUUUCUGGUAAUUGUUCUUUGCUACUUUUCAGUGUUUGUUUCUAGCACUACUGAACAGAAUUAAAAGCAUCAAGAGUAUAUAGAAUUAAGUCCAAAUGGGUCAUGUAAAACUCCUGGAACUGGACCACAGUAGGAGGCCAGACUGUGGCACACCCCUUUCCACUCUUGGAUUAGUACCAGCACUGGGCCGCUGGGUGACUCGGCCGCACUGCCUGGACCUUGCCAGCCCCCAGCACAGCCCCAGGUGAGCACGGGGCACCUCUGACUGUAGCUGUGCUUUGUGUGACGCAGCAAGGCAGGGCUGAGACACUCUGUUGGUGUGUCAGCAUCAGGGCUCCAGCUCUGUCUUGCCUCUAAAGGGCACCUGAAGAGUUUGGACUGCAGGAUCACACCCUACAGCAUCAGAAAUCAUUGUCACAAGCAGGAUUUGGUUUGGGCUGUGCCACCUUGGAACGAAAGAUCAAAGCAUUAUAACCUCCCCUCUCUUUCCUGUUCCCUGUGACAGUACCACCAAGGUUGUUUAGUUUGCUUAACGUUUUAACUUGUCCUGACUGCAGGAGACUUCAAUAAAUAUCAGAGAAUUCAAGGAACAGAAGAUUGCUGUGGAACAGAGCUGGACGCACCAUUACAAUUCCAACUACAGUGGUGACAUUGCCCUGCUCUACUUGAGCGGUGCUGCUGUUUUGAACUACAUGUGCCUCCUCAUGAAGGUGCAGCUGCCCAGUGUGGGCCUGGAGCACUGCCAGUGGGCCAUGGACAGGCUGCUCUGUGACAGCAGCGUCUGUGUGAUGCCUGCAUGGGGGACAGCAGUGUCCCACCACAACACUUCGUUCCUCCUGGGCACUGUCAGCUGCGGGGAGGGCUGUGCUGAGCAAGGGAAAUAGUGUAUACACCAGAGUAUCCAAAACUAAACCCACUGGGUCAAAUUCCAUGUGUGGAACGUACCUGUGUUAUGACAGACAUGCCCACAGGCCUGUGUGAAUUCAGUGCUCACUGCAGGAGGCGCAGGUGUGGUAACAGUGUCCGUCAUGAGGCAAUGCUGAACACACAGAGGGAGCUCUGAAGUUCUGGAACCAAGUACAACCUCAAGUACAAAUCAGUUACAUAUUUGUAUUUACAAAUCUGUUUUUGUAUAGAAAUUUGUAUUAUGGAUUGCAAUUACAGAUGUUUUUCAACACAAAAAAACAGUGUGUAUAGAACUGUGUAUAAACCGAGCAGGAACCGACCUAGCUGCAGGAGGAUGAAAGGAUUUUGUGGUAGAAAUCUGAACAGGUGAUCUGCGUGUUUCAUGUUGAAAGAAGUUUUGAUUUUGUGACCCUUUCUUACAAUUGACUAUGAAAUUAAAAUUACCAACCCCCAGCACUCCUGAAGGUCCAUUCUUACCGUUCCACAACAGAACCUUUGUUUCCCUCAGAGAAAAAGCAGUGCUGAGCUAUUAUGAAUAAUUUUGACUGGAAUUAUUUGUAUUAGGCCUUGCACAAGACCCCCAAGUUCAGUACUUCAGGGAAAUGAAGGCUUUCAAGAAAUUAAUUAAAACUAAAAAAACCCCCAAAACGCUAAACCCCUGAAGGGCUCAGCACGCUAAAACAGACACCUGAGGUGGUUACUGCCUCAUACACAUACCUGGAGAAAGCAGGAGCAGAGCUCUUCAGUGCCCCAGCCAGCACAGGGGUCCUCCUUCAGUUCUUGCUUGAAGCUGCUGUCCCAGCACAAAGCUCUGUUACUGUCAUUCCCUCCACACUCUCAUGUGCAAAUUUAAGAUGUGAUCCCUACACACACUUGCACUCUCUCCAUGGCUGGUACCAGCAGUAACUCAGCCAUUUUCAGAGGCAGAGGCAAAGAAGCCAGAGUACCAGAUGUUACUCUGUUGUUCCUGCUGCUACAGACUCACAAAGAAACAGCAUUAUCCCCCCCCCAACAGAAGAACAUUCUCCUUCUCACUGGUAAAACACACUUUUGCCAAGUCACUAUUAAGCUACAGUGACAUUUUAGCUGGAAGCUGUUGGAAUUUCCAGUGGUCAUUCGCUGGCUUUCUCUUGAACUUUACAUUAGUCCUCAUGAAAAGAAAAUCCAUUGCAUGGAAACAUGAUCAAUAUUUCUAAAUCAAAACUAAUAGAUGCAGAUCUCCAAAGACAUAACAACUGAUUAAUAAAGCAAUGAAUAAAGAGAAAAUGGACAAAGUUGAAUAAAAAAAUUAACCCCUCAGUUUUUCCACAUCCCUGGUUGUCUGUGUAUACCUUCAUCUGAGCAAUGAACAGGCAGUCCCCUCCCAAAAAAAAAAAAAAAAACAGAAGAUGUUUUAUUUUUUAAAGCGUUG
Molecule: messenger RNA, 9060 nt
Organism: Catharus ustulatus (Swainson's thrush)
Lineage: Eukaryota; Metazoa; Chordata; Aves; Passeriformes; Turdidae
Gene: PROC
Product: protein C, inactivator of coagulation factors Va and VIIIa
Exons: 9
Coding region: 784-2079 (431 amino acids)
Biological process (GO): blood coagulation; proteolysis
Cellular component (GO): extracellular region
Molecular function (GO): serine-type endopeptidase activity; calcium ion binding
Source: RefSeq, a predicted model, not a curated record